AUGGCGGCCAACGCCCUGCCUAUACGCUUUACUGAGCUACUUCAGUUGACGCAUACAGAGAUUGACCAAAAAUCCAUAGGCUUCAAUUCUUGUACACUAGAGUCCGACCACUACAUCUGCGUCCGCCAGGCCAUUCCGGAAGGCGCCAACCCUGAGGUGAUCAUAGUCAACCUCAAAAAUAACAAUGAAAUCAUCAAGAGGCCGAUCAAGGCCGACAGUGCCAUCAUGCAUUGGUACAAGCAGGUCAUUGCCCUCAAAGCGCAGCAGCGAACCCUACAGAUCUUCGAUCUCGGACAGAAGAUUAAAGUCAAUUCCAACACAAUGCUGGAAGACGUGAUAUACUGGAAAUGGUACAGCCCGGAUAGCUUGGGGCUAGUAACGGAGAACUCGGUGUAUCACUGGAAUGUCUUCGAACAACCGUCUUCUACCCCACAGAAAAUGUUCGACCGGAACGCAAAUCUUUCUGGCUGUCAAAUCAUCAACUACCGUGUGAACGAGGACGAAAAAUGGAUGGCUGUUGUAGGAAUCACCCAACAACAAGGUCGUGUUGUUGGUCAGAUGCAAUUAUACUCAAGAGAGCGUGGUAUCAGCCAGGCAAUUGAGGCUCAUGCCGCAGCCUUCGGGACCGUUCGAUUAGAAGGGGCCCCGGCAGACACAAGAGUCUUCACUUUCGCAGUCCGAUCUGCGGCGUCAGCAAAGCUACACGUUGUGGAGAUUGACCACCAGGCGUCAAACCCUCCUUUCGCGAAAAAAGCUGUCGACGUGUACUUUCCUCCUGAAGCGGUCAAUGAUUUUCCCGUGGCCAUGCAGGUGUCUCAGAAAUACAGCGUCAUCUAUAUGGUGACAAAAUAUGGCUUCAUCCACCUAUACGACUUGGAGACCGCCGCUUGCAUCUUCAUGAACCGUAUCUCAAGCGAGACAAUCUUUACGACGGCCCCAGAUUCUGACUCUUCUGGCAUUGUGGGGGUCAACCGCAAAGGCCAAGUCCUCUCCGUUAGCGUAGAUGAGAAUACCAUCAUCCCAUAUCUACUGCAAAAUCCUGCAAACGGCGCCCUCGCACUUAAGCUUGCUUCACGAGCUGGACUACCAGGAGCCGAUAAUCUGUACGCUCAUCAGUUCGAGAACCUCAUGGCUUCCGGUCAAUAUACGGAUGCCGCCAAGAUUGCUGCUAAUUCUCCUCGGGGAUUCUUGAGGACGCCCCAAACGACUGCGAGGUUUCAAGGCUUACCUUCACAGGGGGGGUGGAUUGACUCCUCAUCUACAAUACUUUGGUACUUUACUGGACAAGGGACCACUCAAUAG
This is a messenger RNA of Letharia columbiana, 1302 nucleotides long. RefSeq lists its product as uncharacterized. Gene Ontology annotation, molecular function: structural molecule activity; clathrin light chain binding. Gene Ontology annotation, cellular component: clathrin coat of trans-Golgi network vesicle; clathrin complex; clathrin coat of coated pit. Lineage: Eukaryota; Fungi; Ascomycota; Lecanoromycetes; Lecanorales; Parmeliaceae. Gene Ontology annotation, biological process: receptor-mediated endocytosis; intracellular protein transport; Golgi to endosome transport. The record is from RefSeq and is a predicted model, not a curated record. The transcript has 5 exons. The coding region runs from base 1 to 1302 and encodes 433 amino acids.